Messenger RNA from Moesziomyces aphidis, 1818 nucleotides. The record is from the annotation of a GenBank genome assembly. Lineage: Eukaryota; Fungi; Basidiomycota; Ustilaginomycetes; Ustilaginales; Ustilaginaceae.
AUGCGUCUCGUCUCGUCGCUGGGUCUUUGUGUCGCGCGGCCGACGGAUGCGCGUCCGCUUGUGUGGCCAGCCGCUUCUGCGCUCAUCGGCUUCAGGGCCGUCAGGGCUGCCGUCAGGGCUUCGAGGGCUUCGAGGGCUUCAGGGCAUGCCCAGCCGACUCUGGUCAAGCUCAAAGCCAAGAGCCAAAAAGGCUGGAAAAUCGAGCCUACAGCGGCGCGACCGACUUGGAAAGCGCGCCAACCCGAAAAAAGUCAGCUGCGCGACCCCUUCAGAUUGUUAGAGCUCACGGACGGCAGUGGCGGAGCCGAAUGCGCCCUCGGAUCAGGUCGAUCAGCGGUAGCCAAAUCGGGCCCCGUCCAGGGUCCUCGCGAAGCUCAAAUCGGAAGGCUGCCUCCACCUAGGGCUGCACGGUGCAAGCCUCUACGCACUUCUGGCUUCCUCCAUCCCGCUGUCUCGAUCAGAGAGCUGCUCUUCCGCAACCAGCAUAUCGCCGCCGUCAAGCGUGCAUACUUCUCCCAGGAUGCCCAUGCCCUCCUUGCGGCCUUUCGCAUCGACCCGGGCACCUUUGGUGCGAUUCAGGCGGAUCUGAACAGAGACCCGAACCGUGACCUUUCCGCAUGGAUCCUGGGUCAGAUUCUCGUAUCGGCUUCGCCGACCGACUCGGAACGCUUCCAAUCGCUGGUCGCCGACUUUCUCGCCUACGUUCGCGAUCAUGCGCCCCUAUCAUAUGCAUCGGUGGCUUCUCAGGCGCCGGCGAUGGCCGACUGGGAUCGUGCGUACGAUGCAUGGGCCCUCGUCUACUCUCGUGCCUCGGCCUUCUUCUCCCUACCCGAUACCGUUUGGUUCGUCUCGAGCCUGCGCUUCUUCGCAUCCAGUCUGGUCACUCUGGCCAUGGCCGUCGAUCAGCGUACGGAUGCCGUUCAGAAGCGCAAGACCACCGACGCUGCCGGCAGACUUUCCAAAGCAGCCGGCAUGGCCGGUAACGACCGAUCCCAAGCUCGAGGCUCCGAGACCAAGCGCGCCGCCGUGCUCAUGCUUGCCAACCUCAGCUUCAAGGCUUACUUCAAGCUCAACAACACUCGGCUUUGCGAGACCGUCUUGGGCAGCGUCGAGAAUGCACUCAAGCUCAACCGCACCUUUGCCGCCAACAAUGGUCAGAACGACGAAUCAGGCGAACAGUGCUACUCGAGAGCAGACCGAGUCACCUAUCGCUACUACCUCGGUCGCCUGCGACUAUUCCAGCACAACAUCAGAGCCGCAUCGACGCAUCUGCGAUGGGCCUUUGACAACUGCACGCUGAGGAACCUUAGGAACAAGAGGGCCAUCUUGAUCCCGCUCGUCGCAACCUAUCUCAUCUUGGGCCGAUACCCCGAGCCUGCGCUCCUCGAGGCUUCGAAUCUCUCGCAUGUGUACGGCCCACUGACGUUCUGCCUCAAGAGCGGCCAGGCGGCCGCUGCCAUGGACGAGCUGGAUCGACACAUGGACUGGCUGCGCUUCCGUGGACUCUACCUCAUUCUGCGCGAAAAGCUGCAGAUCAGCCUUUGGCGCAAUCUUGCGCGAAGAUGCCUCGCCCUGUCGUACGGGCCCGCACAGGCUGCCUCGGCGCCUCCCACCCUUCGCGUCGACAAGCUUCUCUCGGCCGCGCGCCUGGCGUGGCGUGACCCUUCACUGCAGCCAUCAGACAUCGAGGCCAUUCUCGCCAGCCUCAUCGACCAGGGCUUCGUCAAAGGCUAUAUCCUCCAUUCCAAGGGAGUCCUUGUCCUGCAAAAGGGCCCACACAUGGGCUUCCCACCAAUAUGGACAGUGUUCAAUCCGUAG